CAACGUUGGUAAUUAAUCAAAGCUAUGUUCUGAAAACCCGUAGUGGAAAAAAAUGACAAACACUGAAUGAAAAUAAGUACGCAUCGUGAUGCAGAACACUUGACAAGACAAUUAGUAGCUCCAACAGUGAAGUGCAAUUAAGUAAUCUAGUGUAAUUAGUCUAAGUAUCGUCGCAAACAUGAAUUUCACAUACUUAUUCGUACUCAUUUGGCUGGCCUAUUUGAUAUGCAGCGGCGUGCUGUUGUUCUCCCGUGGAUUUUUGCUCGCACGCGUCUCCAAGACGGAGACAAGCAGCUGCCGCCGUCUGUCCCUCAAUCCUAAUGAUGAGUACUAUCUCACGCCGGAGGUGGUGAAUGAGAUUUUUAAGGAUGUGAAUGCCUCGUCAUCAUCGAAUCUAUGUCUUCCACAAAAGUCCAAAGUCAUUAUAAUCGUUGUCGACGCACUGAAAUAUGAGUUUGGACUUUACAAUGAGAGCAUCACCACCGAACCGUUGCCUUAUGAGAAUAAACUGUUGACGCUGCAUCAGCUGCUUCAACAAUCGCCGGACAAUGCGCGUCUGAUGCGCUUCAAGGCGGAUCCACCGACGACAACGUUGCAGCGUCUAAAGGGACUCACCACUGGCAGUCUGCCCACAUUUAUUGAUAUUGGCUCGAACUUUGCCUCGCCCGAGAUCAAUGAAGACAACAUCAUUGAUCAAAUUGUUAAAACUGAUCUGCCCAUCGUAUUUCUGGGUGAUAGCACAUGGACUGAUUUGUACCCGCGACGUUUUAAACGCGCCUACUCGUAUCCCAGCUUUGAUAUAUUCGAUUUGGAUAGCGUGGACAAUCAAGUGAUGCAGCAUUUACCCAAGGAAUUGGCCAGCGAUGAUUGGGAGGUGCUCAUCGCACAUUUCCUUGGAGUAGAUCAUUGUGGACACAAGCAUGGACCCAUUCAUGAGGAAAUGGCACGCAAAUUGAGCGAAAUGAACGACAUCAUAAGCUCCGUUGUGGCCAACAUGGAUAAUGAGACAACUUUGCUGAUAAUGGGCGAUCAUGGCAUGACAGCAACGGGCGAUCAUGGCGGCGACACUGAUGACGAAACCAAUGCGCUGCUGUUUGCCUACUCCAAGCAGCACAAGUUCUACAGCAGCGCAGAUUCGGGAUCAGAUAGCGAAAUGCUGCAGCAGAUUGAUUUGGUGCCCACUUUAGCGACCAUACUCGGCGCUCCCAUACCCUACUCGAAUCUGGGUCUGGUCAACUUUAAUAUCGUGCCCGCUGUGGAUGUGCCGCAUCUCAACAAGUUCCAAACAUUGCUGCUGCACGCCUGGCAAAAUGCCCAGCAAAUUUACCGCUACUUCUUUAGCUAUGCAAUGGAAAACAAACGCUCCUUCAACGUGGAGCAAAUGGAGUCGUUGGAAACGGAAUUUAUACUACUCACACAUCGUGUCAAGUCCAUAUACAAUGAAGCCGCCUACAAGUCGUUUGUGCGUGAUCUAAACGUUCAUUUACGUGACAUUCUCAACGUCUGUCGCGAGAUCUGGGUGAAGUUUGAGCCCACACAAAUGUCGCAGGGUUUGCUCUUCAGCUUUCUGCCAAUCUUCUUUGCCUUUCUGCUGAUCAACAACUCAAAUGCCAGCGACUUUGAGAAGAUCUUCAAGUCCAAGGAAGUCUUCUACGUUUACUUGAUGAACAUUGCAGCCGGUGUCUUUGGCUAUCGCUAUUUUAAGAACUUCUCAUUCAAGACGGAGGAGCAUGGCGUUAUUUUCUUCACCGCUUUGACCAGCGCUGUGUUGUUGGCGUUUUAUACGCUGCGUCAUUCGAACAGCAUUGCCAACAACUGGGCGAAUGUAAAGCGUUUUGGCCACAUGCCCACACGUCUCUUGCUCUUCGCCACCAUGGCUGUGUUCUUCUCCAAUAGUUUUGUGGUGCAAGAGGCUAAGAUACUUUCGUAUCUGCUAGCUGCAGUUAUCCUACUGCUCGUCUAUGAGCUGCUGCAGCUGAGCGCACGUCUUGACUUUAAGAACAAGUUUAAGUGGUCACAAUUCUGGCGCUCUACUGCAUUGCGUCUAAUCCUAGCCAGCGUGCUGGCCAUCUGCUGCAUACGCUUCACAUAUACGCUAUUUCGUUGUCGCGAGGAGCAAGGCGAUUGCGCUGACUUCUCGACAAGCACACCGGGAUUUUCUGUGAAAAGACCGUCCAUGGGCAAGACCUACAUUCUAGCUGUGGUCAUCAUUGUGUUGUACACGACACUGACACGUUUAUAUCUACGCUCCUGCGGCAACCUGACUGGCAAUUCACCCAAUGUGGUGUUGGCUCGCUAUGGACCAACCGUGGCCUCGAUUUGCGCUGGUGGCCACAUACUGCUCGCCAAUAGUGCCAUUAAGAACAUUCAACGCACACACAUCGAUGCCAUGGCAUUGGUCAUCUAUGGCCUGUUGCUGCUGCAAAUCAUUGUGGUGUCAUGGUCUCCUCUUAUGACAUUUGUGCUUCCACCCAAGAAUCCCAAUAGCAUCAGCGUCAAUGGACGCGACAGCAUUGUGCCGGAAAUCUUUAGGAAAAUGAAACGCAUGUACGAAGGCGACGAUGCCGAGCGUCGCCACGAGAUUCCUGUCGUCUAUGGUCUGGCCACCGUAUACUCAUCGGUCAUCAUUUCGUUUGGCAUCUUUCUGGCCAUGCUGAUGGUUGUGCUGCUCGAGCCACGUGCCAGCAUUGGUCUGAUUGUCUGUGUUGUGGUCGGUGCCAUCAUACUCAGUGUCCACGGCAUUCUACGCUAUCGCACUGCCAACAGUUUUGAGAGCUGUGUGCAGCCCACUUUCAGUGCUGUGGUUGGUUGGUUCCUGCUGGCGCACUUUUGCUUCUUUGCCACAUCGCAUCAGACGACGCUGUCGCAGAUUGAUUGGCGUGCCGCCUUCGUGGGUCGUUCCAGUGCGUUGGGACAAUCGCAUCUCAUCUCUGGUGCUUUGGUGAUCCUGAACACCUUCUGUGGUCCCAUCUUCUUCUACUGCAUGUAUGCUUUGCUCAGCACCGAGACCUUCUCGCUGUUCGCCCUGUUCCCCAAUCUGAUACGCAGUAGCAGCAAUGGACGGAGCAACAACAAACCGGAUGCAUCGACAGCUCUCAAUGAUAUUGCCACUGAGGCUGUGGGCUUCGAUAUGACGCGAGGCGAGUUGACGCUGUACGAAUAUGAGAAUGUGUUCCUGGGCGCUGGUUUCAAGCUGGCCACACAAUUCUUUAUGCUGCAGGGCAUCAAGAUCUUUUGCGCCAUGCUGGCAUGCACAAUACACUGUCGCCAUCUGAUGGUGUGGAAAAUCUUUGCGCCACGUUUCAUCUACGAGGCGUUGGCCACCUUCGUUGGACUGCCAGCUCUCAUUGUGGGCUACUUGCUGCUGUUGCGCAUCAAUCGCGCUGUUGAUGGACUCAUCAAGCGCAUCAAUAAGGAUAAGUAAUGGACAGCAGCAGCAGCAGUAUUCGGUCUAGUCUCAUACCAGCAACAACCAACUAUGAAACUCUACUCAAAUUUUGAAUUUAGCAAUGAAUUUUGUACUAUGCCCAAAGUUUGUAUUUCGCCAAUGGCCAUUAUUUAUAAAAGCUUUUACUAAAUUAUAGACAAUGAAACAAUA
Molecule: messenger RNA, 3598 nt
Organism: Drosophila albomicans
Lineage: Eukaryota; Metazoa; Arthropoda; Insecta; Diptera; Drosophilidae
Gene: PIG-O
Product: GPI ethanolamine phosphate transferase 3
Exons: 6
Coding region: 179-3424 (1081 amino acids)
Biological process (GO): GPI anchor biosynthetic process
Cellular component (GO): endoplasmic reticulum membrane
Molecular function (GO): mannose-ethanolamine phosphotransferase activity
Source: RefSeq, a predicted model, not a curated record